Molecule: messenger RNA, 723 nt
Organism: Anisakis simplex (herring worm)
Lineage: Eukaryota; Metazoa; Nematoda; Chromadorea; Rhabditida; Anisakidae
Source: the annotation of a GenBank genome assembly
AUGUAUCGUAACUCACCUACCCUAUUCAAAUGCUUGUCUUUACGAGCGAUUAUCCCACCUCAACAACGCCUACUUCACGGAACACCAGCACUCUUGGCUGGUUUCAAAAAAGGUCGUGGUACCGGUGAUCAAGGCAAAAGCAGUUUAUUCUCAAAUGAACGUCGUUGGAAGGACGAUUUUGCGUUUCAUGCUCUGGGAAAUGUCGAUGAACUUAGCUCUAGUAUUGGAGUGUGUCGUGAGAUGUUGUUCAAUGAGGGUCUAUUCGACGUUUGCGAGGUGCUCACUCGUAUCCAAUGCUGUCUGCAAGAUGUUGGCGCACACGUGGCCACUCCACCCGAUUCGUUGAAGUCGAAAAUUGCGAAGACGAAAUUCGACGAGUCUCUAUUCGAUUACGUAAACAAGCAAAUCGAUGUGUACGGUGAUCGUAUUCCACCGUUGAAGCAAUUUGUGCUACCGGGUGGUGGCAAUGUGGGUGCUGCACUUCAGGUGACACGUACCGUUUGCAGACGUGCCGAACGAAGUUUGGUACCGUUGAUCAAGGACGACGCAAUCGACAAGAAUGCUCUUCGAUUCCUGAAUAGAUUAUCCGAUCUGCUGUUUGUGUUGGGUCGUUAUGCAUGCGAUAUAACGAACAGCACUGAGGCGAUCUAUCAACGUCCUCAGCAGUUCGAUCCGAAUAUCAAGUGGAAGACUCAAAAAGUACAUACCAUCAGCAGCUCUUAA